GAAACAGCCAGUGCCGCCAUGCACAGCGUCCACAGAUCAACAAAUGAUGUGCACUGGUGCAAGCUAAUGACAUCCACACCGAUAACGUCUUGUAGAUCGUGUAUCAAAGUGCAGCACCGCUCUGUCCUCUGCAACAUUUCUGCUAGCUGAAGUUCUCUUUGCGCUCCGGUGUCUUUUGGGUCGGUUGAAGGGCUGCUUAGCAGGAUAAGAGAAACCUGACUCUCCACAAUGGCAGCAAUUCUCCUACGGUCCUUUUUUAACAAGAAGGUGCCCCUCCAGCUGGGUCGCACUUGUUACUCCUCCUCAGCGCCCACCACCAAGCUGUUCAUUGAUGGCAAGUUUGUUGAGUCCAACAGCUCUGAAUGGCUCGACAUUCACAACCCUGCCACUAAUGAGGUGGUGGGACGCGUUCCCAAAGCUACCCAGGACGAGAUGCUGGCAGCGGUGGACUCCUGCUCCAGAGCCUAUAAGUCCUGGUCCAACACCUCCAUCCUCAGCAGGCAGCAGAUCUUCCUGCGCUACCAGCAGCUCAUCAAGGAUAACAUUAAAGAAUUGGCUAAGAUGAUCACCCUGGAGCAGGGUAAAACUCUUGCUGAUGCAGAGGGAGAUGUAUUUAGAGGACUCCAGGUUGUUGAGCAUGCCUGCAGCAUUACAUCUCUCAUGCUGGGAGAGACGUUGCCUUCCAUCACAAGGGACAUGGACACUUACACCUACCGCCUGCCCAUCGGAGUGUGUGCUGGUAUCGCCCCUUUUAACUUCCCCGCCAUGAUUCCUCUGUGGAUGUUCCCCAUCGGCAUGGUAUGUGGCAACACCUACCUGAUGAAGCCCUCUGAACGGGUCCCAGGGUGCACCAUGCUCCUGGCCAAAAUGCUCCAGGAUGCUGGGGCACCAGAUGGUACACUGAACAUCAUCCACGGCCAGCAUGCAGCGGUGAACUUCAUCUGUGACCACCCGGCCAUCAAAGCCAUCAGCUUUGUGGGCUCCAAUCCGGCUGGAGAGCACAUCUACGAGCGGGGAUCAAAGAACGGCAAGAGAGUGCAAUCCAACAUGGGUGCCAAGAACCAUGGUGUGGUGAUGCCUGAUGCCAGCAAAGAGAACACCAUCAACCAGCUGGUGGGUGCUGCCUUCGGAGCAGCUGGCCAGCGCUGUAUGGCUCUCUCCACUGCUAUUUUUGUAGGGGAAUCUCGCGAAUGGCUCCCAGAGCUGGUGGAGCGCUCCAAAUCAUUGCGCGUCAACGCAGGUGAUCAACCUGGAGCAGAUGUGGGACCCCUGAUUUCUCCUGAAGCAAAGGCCAGGGUGGAGUCUCUGAUCCAAAGUGGGGUGGAUGAGGGUGCCAAGCUGCUGCUGGACGGAAGAAAUGUCAACGUCAAAGGAUAUGAAAAUGGCAACUUUGUAGGACCGACCAUCCUGAGCAAUGUUUCGCCGAGCAUGACGUGUUACAAAGAGGAGAUCUUUGGACCAGUGCUUGUCGUCCUGGAGGCUGACAGUCUUGACGAAGCGAUUUCUGUAAUCAACAAUAACCCCUACGGCAACGGCACCGCCAUCUUCACCACCAAUGGAGCCACAGCGCGCAAAUACACACAUGAGGUGGACGUUGGCCAGAUUGGCGUGAACGUGCCCAUCCCUGUCCCCCUCCCCAUGUUCUCCUUCACUGGCUCCAGGGGCUCAUUCAGAGGAGACACCAACUUCUAUGGCAAGCAGGGCAUCCAGUUCUAUACUCAAAUCAAGACUGUGACAUCACAGUGGAAGGCUGAGGAUGCCACUGUGACGAGCCCAGCUGUUACCAUGCCAACCAUGGGACGCUAAAUUGACAGCAUAUAAAGCAUAAUCUUCAGUGACUUCUCACAUGCCUUAAAAAGAAGCCCAUGGAGGGAAUUGGAAAAAAGGCUACAUGUCCUUUUUGCUGUUGAGAUAUAGUCACACUGGGGAUUAUUAGUUGGUGAUUGUUGUACCUUUGACCACCCUGGAUAAUGUUGUUCCACAAAUGCAAAUUACACCUUGUUUGGAGAUGGGGGAGAUGAGCCUGACUGAUGUAAUGAAUGAUACUGUGAGUCUCUUUAUGGGUUUGUUGUAUUUGUUUUCUCCUGUUCAUGUUCUGCCCUGACCGGGUGGAAUAUGGAUUUAAUCAUGGUCAAUCAAUUUCAUGAUCCGUUGUGUACGGUGACCGCAAAUGUCUUCCACCAUCUUCCUCUGUGGUUCUUUAGCUUGUUCUGUUUAUCAGAGCACAUUUGUGUGUAGAUACUUGAAAAGUAGAUAUAAAUGGAGCAAAUGCUACAUUAGAACAGAAGGACACUCCCAUUCUGUUACUCUGUUAAAACUGAAAUAUUGGUUGCAGUUCUUGCCCCUCUAAAUGUAAAUCCUACUGUCCAGUGUUGGGACUAACGUGUGUUUUCUGUGUUUGAUAGAAGUCCACAAUUUUGUACUAUAUUGUCGGAGUGACACUACAGCAUUUCUGGUCAUGAAUGGUAUUUGAGCUACUACAAACUUUGUCCCCUUGACAUCUUCUAAAGUCUUGUGAUGAAAGAUGAAAAA
Messenger RNA from Sander lucioperca (pikeperch), 2532 nucleotides. Its product is annotated as methylmalonate-semialdehyde dehydrogenase [acylating], mitochondrial-like. Gene Ontology annotation, molecular function: methylmalonate-semialdehyde dehydrogenase (acylating, NAD+) activity; malonate-semialdehyde dehydrogenase (acetylating, [NAD(P)+]) activity. Gene Ontology annotation, biological process: thymine catabolic process; L-valine catabolic process. Gene Ontology annotation, cellular component: mitochondrion. The record is from RefSeq and is a predicted model, not a curated record. Bases 229 to 1806 code for a protein of 525 amino acids. Lineage: Eukaryota; Metazoa; Chordata; Actinopteri; Perciformes; Percidae. The transcript is spliced from 12 exons.